Messenger RNA from Drosophila sechellia, 660 nucleotides. Its product is annotated as cytochrome b5. The transcript is spliced from 4 exons. The record is from RefSeq and is a predicted model, not a curated record. The coding region runs from base 91 to 411 and encodes 106 amino acids. Gene Ontology annotation, cellular component: intracellular membrane-bounded organelle; membrane. NCBI's taxonomy places the organism in Eukaryota, Metazoa, Arthropoda, Insecta, Diptera, Drosophilidae. Gene Ontology annotation, molecular function: heme binding.
AGUGGAGCCGGCCACACUGGAAAUGUCCUAAAACCUGUUGGCUUUUUAGUUAAAUUUGUGGAGAAGAGCAGGCAGGCGCAGUCAGGCAAGAUGAGCAAGGAAAUCCGUUUGGCCACCGUCAACGAGCACAACAAGGGCACGGAUCUGUGGAUAGUCAUCGACAACAAGGUCUACGAUGUGACCAAGUUCCGGCUCGAGCAUCCCGGUGGCGAGGAAUCCCUGGUGGAUGAGGCCGGUCGCGAUGCUACCAAGGCCUUCAAUGACGUGGGUCACAGCUCGGAGGCGAGAGAGAUGCUAAAGAAGUACUACAUUGGUGACCUGGCGGCUGCGGACAUCAAGAAGAAAAGCCCGAUUAGUGCCACGCCCACUGAUGCCACCGCCGCCCCCAAGCAAUGCUGCAUCCUAAGUUAAACCAACCCCUCUAGAAAUGCCCGCAAAACCGCGUAAUCCUAGCUAGCUAACCAAAGUGCCCCCAGUUUUGUUGUUGUGCCGCCGGGAGUGCCUUCUCCUGACCAUGAUACCCAUUGAUUUAAACAGCCUUUCAUAUUCUCUAUUCCGUGCAACAGCUGCCGCCAUGUGGCACUGGCCCUGGGCGCCGCCUUCAUCGGCAUCUCGCUGGUUUAUGUGAUCCGACGCGGAGUGGCCAGGAACUAGUCUGCG